Leishmania mexicana MHOM/GT/2001/U1103 is the source of this 5835-nucleotide messenger RNA. RefSeq lists its product as hypothetical. The transcript has a single exon. The record is from RefSeq and is a predicted model, not a curated record. Gene Ontology annotation, molecular function: protein binding. Lineage: Eukaryota; Euglenozoa; Kinetoplastea; Trypanosomatida; Trypanosomatidae. Bases 1 to 5835 code for a protein of 1944 amino acids.
AUGGAGAUCGAUUCUCUGAAGAUGCAACUGGCGGGCCUGCUCGCCCUGCAGCAUGACGAUGACGCCAACGAGGAUGGUAUCGUCCUCGCCACCCUCGACUACAUCCGUGGCGCCCACACGGUAGCUCAGAUGUUGUUGCGAGAGGGGAGGUUCUCCGAGCUGCAGCGGUGCCUGAAUCUCUGCCAAGCAGCCUUUGGGGAGAUCGCCACGAGCCCCCCGGCAGCAUCCUCAGAGGAGGCUGCCGCAGCCACUGCUGCUGCUGCUGCUGCUGCUCCUCCGUCCACCACUCAGGGCACCUCAGGUUCUCUCAGUGAGCGUGUGAAGGCGACGGGCUCGGAGCUGAGGCCUUUCUUGUCUCCCUCAUCUGUGGAUGCAGCGUCGGAGCGGCGACGCACCUCGGUGGUGCUGCGCAGCGACGAGGACCAUCGCGCCUUUUCGGUCUUGGCAAGCCGCACAGCCCAGCUGCAGACGUGGUUGGAGGCUGCUAUGCAGGCCCGGCGGGGCCGCGACGCCGACUACUACCGCCAUAACCCUGACCUGGGGAUCGAGCGCAACGACGCGGACGAGACGCUGGACAAGCGCGAGGCGGCAACUAGCAUCCGCUUCUUUCAGUGGCAGUUGCAACAGCUGCCCCGCGCUGCGCCGAUGGCGUUGCCAUUCCCGCCAGCUCCCAAUCAGGACGCACAGGGUAGAAGCACGCAGACGUCCGCCGCUCGUCCCCCGCCGCCGCCGGCUCGUCUCUCGGCGCCUGUGCAGGGCGAACGCCGCAGGUCGGCAUCGCUCUGCCUUCCUUCGCCAAACAUUCCGGGGCCGUGUGGCAGCACUCACCAACACGCCACAUCUACCGCGCUGGCGGCGUUUCUCGGUGAUGCGCCUCCGCCCCCGUCACCACCGGAGCGCGGUACCGCCAUUGGCAGAGAGUCGUACGUUAACCGGUGGAAGGCACUCAAGUGCCUGCCGCCCCUCGUCACUGAGGGUCGCACAUUCUGCACGGAUCACUGUCAAGCCUACGACGUGGCUGGCGGUGCUCUGCACAACCGGCUGCACUCGCACAGUCACGUCGGGGCGCUCGCAGAGAAGGACAGAAACGUGGAGGACGACGGUGGCAUUCGUGCGGUUCAGCAGCUGCACGGCGCUCUGAGCGAGGACCGUAUACCCCGCUACCCACGCAAGGCGCUGGAGGAGCGGCAUCUGCGGAGCUCGUCUGGGUCCUUCUCAAGCGCCUCUUUGAACUGGGGGCCGCCACCCUCCUCGGCGGCGGUGACCCGCCAAAAUCCCACCACAUUGUAUUACUCAGCCCAGCUGGUGUCGCGGACCAAGUCCGUCGACGGCGCAGACGAACACGAGGAGGGCGGAUCGCAUGUGGGCGUCGGCGGCGGUGACGACGACGUUGGUGGUGACGCUGGCGGCCAAGCUGGCUUCGCUUCCGUCCAAAGUGCGCGGACGACGUUCCUGCUGCGGACGGCAUCGCCGCUGUUGGGGUCGGCCGCGAAUAGCCACGUCCCCGCCUUGUCCUCCUGUUCCUUACGGUGUGCCGAUGAUGACGCACGGGAUCCUGCUGUCAGUGCCUUCACCAGCGGCAGCCACGUGCCGCAUCCAGCACAGUCGCCAUCUAACGUGGCGGAGGCUUUUACUCCGCGGCGCCGCUUGCUGCCGGUGUCCACUAGCGCGCUUGCCACGGCAUCCUCUGCGACCAACGUGGUAGUCUCCUCACCACUGCUUCAGCCGAACGUCGGUCGAGGUGUGCCGAGCGACGACGCGCACGUAGCGAUCAGCGCCACCUUCACCUCAAUGCCGACGCCGCGCUCGGUGUCCUCGGCAGCGCCAAGCAGGACUCUGGAGCAGCUGCCUCUUCCAUCGAGUGCCACCGUUGUUGCUUCCCUCCCAUCUCUGACAGGGCUGCCGGCGACGACGUCCACGGCCGCAGCAGCCGCGGCCCGCGCGGUGCAGAACGUUCGGCACACGAUGCAGCUCGCAAUGACGAGUCUGAAAGCGCAGCAUCAGCGUGGUGCCCGGGCGCUGGAGCAGUGCGACGAGUUGGCUCUCUCCCGACUACCCUACAGCGCACGAGAGGCCCUGAUGGCGAGUCGUGCGCGACAAGCAGCAACGCAUGAGUACGUGAGCGUCAGCAGGAGCCCCGGCAGCGGUGGAGGCGAGAAUUCCGUGCGGAUCGUUUCACCUGUUUCGGUAGGCGCGGCUGCUACCCCAAACUACCCCCUCACCGCGGCGCAACUCACGGAAGAGCAGGUAUUGCCGCCACCACCACCGCCGUCUCUACCACCGUCGCAGCAGCUCACCCCAGGUGCGGAGGGGCAGCUUCGCGAACUCCGUGUGGCGCGCGAGCAGCAUCUGGCGACUUCGAAAUCCAAAGUGCAAGAGAUGGAGGCGCAGUGGCUGGCGCAACACCGACAGCUGAAGUCGCGCGUCCCGCUGUCUCGCCAACAGGACUUUGCAGAGUGGAGCCGGAACCCCCGCCGCCACCUCACGCACCGCAACCCGCGCGGCCCGCAGCACCGCGGGAGCACCAGCCGACGCCCCACCGAGCAGUACAGUCGCGUGGACACCCCCUGUGGAGGACACGCGCGGGGAGCAACGCCCGCGCACAUGACCCCCGUCCCGCCCUCGCCAACACUGCCUGCGUUGCUGGCGAGCGAGUCGCCGGUGGCCUCCACCGCCAGUGCGCUGGCGGCGACGGAGGAGGGCACGCGGCCGCCCUCCGGCUUGCCGAUGUGUACCUCCGCACCGCUGCAGCGCCGCCGUGGCAGCGCAAGCCCCACUUGCACCCUCACGUCUGCCACCCGCCACCCUGCGGCCGCCAGCGCUACUGCGAGGGCCCUGCCGACCGUGUCCAGGUCGAACAUGUCGUCCGCCUCCAUCACGGCAGGCAGCUCGAAUAGACCGCACGUGUCCGACGCAUUGCCACGGUCAGACUCGUCGCCACUUCUUCAAGAACUGCCUCUCGGCGGUAGCGGCGCAGCGACAGCGGAGGUGGUCGAGCAGCAAGGCGACGGCCAGCGCGAGGAUGGUGGGGCAGCGUCGCCGGCCAUAGUGCUACCACACGCGGAGAUCGUGUCCACCAGCGGCACCACGGUGGCCUGCCCCUCCCAUACCGUCGGCGCCGUCUCCAGUAAGGUGGCGGAAGUCAACAAAGAUGCCUUCCAGGAUAACGCCGUGUUGUUUGGUGUUUCGACGACGAUGCGGUCUGUCGCCACGGCACACACUCUCGUCACACGCGGGGUGCAGGCGACACAGGAAGGUGGCGACGCAGCGAGGGCAGGGAUGAACGUCGCUCCUACCGCCCUCAGCACUCAGUCGCCUCAGCAGGCAAGGCACAGCGUCGCAGGUGACACAAGGGGGCUCUACACAUACAGCUCAGCGGUCGAGGCGAGCGGGCCCAAUACAGUGGAGGAGACGCUCGUGGCAUGGCGACGCACCCUGCAGGCGAUGGACAGCCCGUCGACGGCGACGGAGGUGAUGCGUGAAUCGGGCACGGAAGCUGGCGAGCUGAACACGGCCACCGCCGUAGCGCCGCCGCCGAGCAGAGCCACCGGGUACUUGCCCCGCAUGCGGCCCAACAUUCACUGCGCAGCGGCGGUGGUCCACGGCCGCCGUACGCAGCGCUUCGUGUGCGAGGUGCUCCGUGAAGUCUUUCGGCGCAUGCUUCCCGGCGACCUCGUCCGCCCUGUGUGGAAGACGAACGUCACUGCUCGCCCGCAGCCGCCGUUUGCGGACCUUCCGAAUGCGUCCCUGAUCGGCAUGGACGGAGCGGAGGCGUGCGCGAAGGCGUCGGGGUGCGCGGUGCGUCGCACCGUCGGAUCACUGGCGCGGGUGACGAACCUAGUGUCAGGCUCAAGCAUGGACCUACCGGCUUCCCCAGGCUCGGCGCGCACCCUCAACUCCGCUGCGUCGUGGCUGCCGCCAUCCGGCUUCACGUCCGCGGGGCCGUCGAAGGAAGCGGUGACAAGCGUGAUCCGGCAUGUGAACGCGGCGUACCGCGCGAACGCUGUGCUACUUUCCAUCGAGGACUGGACCACCGUGGCCCCGGACCUGCUGGCCCGCUCGCUGCCGCUUAGCGUGCGUGCAGUCCGCAUUCAGACGUGGUGGCGUCAGCGGCUCGCCGUUCGUCUGUGCCGACAGCGUCGCGCAGCGCGGGAGGCCUAUCUCGUCGAGGAGGAGCGCCGCGAUGCCGCCGCACUGCGGCUUCAGCGGCAAAUACGUGUGCACUGGGCCCGAAAGAACUUCACGCAUCGGGCUGCAGCGGCUGCCGAGCGGACCACCGCGAAGCACAGCCACUCUGUCGACGACCUCACAGACGGCAGCGUAGCCUUCGACGUCUCGAGCUCGCUCACCACGACGUCGUCCUCGAACCGCCAUCUCCGCCGUGUUGUCACACCUCGCACCUGCGAGUACAGCAGGGGCUUGUCGUCAUCGCCGCAGGUGCGCUGUGCGCGCUUCCUCCGCAUGACGUCGCAGGCUGGGGCGGACCGCUCUCUCGCCGCACUCCGCACGUUCAAAAUGGCCACCUUUCCCGCCGCCACCUCUGGUGGGGUGGACAAGGACACCUCCAUCUUCUUCCGCUCCGCCCGAGCCGCCGUAGCCCCCGACGACGGCGACAAAUACAUCCGCCCGCACCGGCCGCGGUCGCCGUCUACGGCCACGACAAUGGAAACGGGCGCAACGAUGGUGUUGGCAACUGCUGCGCCGCCCCCGGUGCGCAGUGGUACAACCAACGCGCAGCGGCUUUCAGCGACGCGUCGAACUACAGUGCCGCAGAUGCAGCCGGAGCUUGUCAGCGCUGCCGCGCGGCGCAUUCAGAGGUGUUACCGACAUCGUCUGGUGCAACUCCACACGGCGCGGCUCCGCCGAGAGGUGGAGGUACUCAGCGCCGUCCUCACGCGACGGGCAUCACUCGCCGCGAUACACGUGACCCUGACUCCUGCGCCACUGUCAGCACCGGCGGUCACGUCGCUGAUGGAGCCGCGAUCGAGCGACGGCGUCCACGCCGGAGUUGAGGCGCUCUCAGAUAUAUUGACUGCUGCCGCGGCGCGAGAGCUGGACAAGAGCUCAGACACGGCAGUCAUGCGCAGCCUUCUCGACCGCUGCACUGGGGAUGUGUGCGAGGCGUACUUGCAGCGCGGGCUGGCGGCGCGGCGCGAGGGCGACUACAAAACCCCGCUUGAGCGCGUGAGUCUUCGCGAACUGCAAUGUAUCCGUCACGAGCGUGAGGGCGAGGCUGCCCGGCAGCGCCAACUACACGAGUUCGGGCAGCGGCGAAAGCUCGAGCAGCAGACGCGACGGGAGCGUCAGGUGCUCGAGGCGUCGAAGACCAUUCAGCGAAUUGGUCGCGGCUGUCGGUGGCGACGGUGGCUGCGUGAGCGGGGGCUGAAGGUAAGGCAGCGGGCCGACCAUCACCAGGUAGCGUUGCUGCCGUGCUCCUCCGUGAAGGGGAUCCACAGUGGGCAGCUUGCCAGCUCCGACGGCCAAGGCACGCAGCCGGCGAUGUCGUCAGAGGAUGAGCGGUAUCUCCAAUUGGCCGGUGGAGAGGCGCUGACGUCGCACAUGAUAUUGCGCCUGCGGGCAACGCACCCGCAGUGGUUCGGGAUCGCUACGGACCUCACGAGUGCGCAGUACAUCGUGUCGAACAGCACUCCCGCUCAGCUGGCCACGGUCCCCACGAUCCAAGCCUUUGUGGCGGCCUUCGCCAGCCGCGCUGAAGUCUACAACCGGUACCGUCACACCUGCGCCAAGAGUCUUCAGCUGGCGUGGCGGCUGCACCGGGCAAAGAUGCGCGACCGCCGCAAGCAGCGCCGAGUUGUUUCCUCCAGCGAAUCAUAA